Molecule: messenger RNA, 2574 nt
Organism: Microbotryum saponariae
Lineage: Eukaryota; Fungi; Basidiomycota; Microbotryomycetes; Microbotryales; Microbotryaceae
Source: the annotation of a GenBank genome assembly
AUGAAGCCCCGGAUCCCCUCACCUCGAGUUCUCCUACGGUGCUCGUCCCUUCACGCCAGGACUACGCUCGCACGCGUGGUCCCUCGUGCGAUCCCUCGCCGCUCUCUGUCCUCAUCCUCGUCCUCCCUGCCCGCGACGCACAACACCCCUCUACACCAACUAUUCGACGUACCCCUCAACUCCUACGCCUCCUCUCCCACCUAUUCCUCCAAUCCAACCGGUCUAUUCCUCCAACCGGUACUCACAACCCCGUCUUCCUUCCCCGUUCUAGCGCAUCGCACGACCCUGCGCGCACAAAUCCUCGUCCAACGAAUCUGCGACCCUUCAACCUACGCCCAAACGACCGUCCAAGACCUCGCCCAAGCCGAACAUGCCUUCUUGGCGAUGGUCAAAGAUCUCGAUCGAUUGAGCGACCUCUUGUGCGGGGUGAUUGAUUUGGCCGAAUUGGUGAGGAACGUUCAUCCCCAGGAAGAGUGGAGGUCGGAGGCGAAUGAGGCGUAUGAAGGGUUGUAUGCGUAUAUGAACGAGUUGAACACACAUGUUGGACUCUAUCAGGUGAGUUAAAAUGUGUUGACUUUGGGAGCAAAGGCAUGAGCUGUUCACGCUGAAAGACUACUUCAGGGCCUCAAAUCACUUCACUCGCUCCUCCCUGCGACGACCCCUCAAAAAUCACCUGAACUCUUCGCCGCUUAUGCAGUCGCCACGCCUUUCUUACGUGAUUUCGAAAAAUCAGGCAUACACCUCCCGUCUCUCCAACGUACAAAGUUCGUCGACCUCUCAACGGAGAUCUUGCAAUUGGGGAGGAAAUUCUUGAUCAAUGCCGGUGAACCUAGGGAGGGCGUUCAAGUGGGCUUCAAGGAGGUGGAGGAGGGGUUCGGGAACGCUUUUGCACGGAGGAUCUUUGGUGAAGAAGCUCAAGGGAAUGCGGUUGGAUUCGUUGAUCCGAUCAGUUGGGAAGGUCGCGUUCUCGCUCGACAACACCCUUCCUCUGAAUUGAGGAAACGGCUCUACCUCGCCACGCACCGAGCGCCAGAUCAGAGUCAUCUAGAAACGUUGGACAACCUCUUGAUCAAACGGGGUGAAUUGGCGAGGUUGGUGGGCAGGGACUCAUGGGGUCAAACCGUAUUGGAGGACAAGAUGGCCCAAGAUCCCGAGAACGUCAUGGGCUUCCUGGACGCUUUGGAUGCGCAUAACCGACCUUUGGCGCAAAAGGAUCUCAAGAGGUUGCAGGAUCUUAAACGACAGAUCGAAGGAGGUGAAGGAAGGAUCGAUGCGUGGGAUCGGGACUUUUAUUCAGACCUCGUCAACCAAAGACCUUCACCGAUCCCGGAUUUGGCACCCUUCUUCUCCGUCGGGAGUUGCUUUUCCGGCCUCUCCAAGCUCUUUGAACGUAUUUAUGGGAUACGGUUCGAACCCGAGGAAAUGCGACAAGGGGAAGGAUGGGAUCCGAGUGUUAGGAAAUUGCGCGUUGUCGAUGAUCAGGAAGGGGAGAUUGGGACCAUCUACUGCGAUCUCUUUGCGAGGGAGGGGAAACAACCUGGAGCGGCGCAUUAUACCGUGAGGUGUUCGAGGAGGGUCGAUGAUGAUCGACGUGAUGUGGAUUUCGGGGGCAGGGAAUUUGUCGACCUUCUUGCAGGGGAGAGGGUGUACAAAGCUCAAGCGGAGGAAGGUUUGUUGGACGUCCCGACCGUCGAAUGGAAUGGGAGGGAAGGGAGGUAUCAACCGCCUAUCGUGGUGUUGGUGUGCGCGUUUGGUAUGGAAGGGGAGUGGCAAAAGGCGACGAGGACUUGUCUGCAGUGGCACGAGGUCGAAACGCUGUUCCAUGAGAUGGGCCACGCGAUUCACUGUGAGUUCUCGAUCCGCGGAAGGGCAUGGUAUCUCUCGGCCGAAGAGAUCACUCAUCGUUCGUUGGAAAUGAUGUCAAUGUUCACAGCCAUGAUCGGUAGAACCUCUUACCACAACGUUUCCGGUACCCGCUGCGCAACCGAUUUCGUCGAGUUCCCUUCGAUCCUGAUGGAACACUUCAUCACGUCCCCUUCCGUGCUCGACCUCUUCGCACAUCACCCUGCCUCCGGUCGACCUAUUCCUCGUUCGAUCCUAAAUCAGAUGUUGGUCGAUCGCUCGACCUUCUCGGCGUUGGAAACGACAAGUCAAAUCAUGAUGGCCGCAUUGGACCAACGUUACCACUCGGGUAUCGUAAAAGCCGGUUUUUCCUCCCGCGAUGAACUCGCUACAGUAAUGAAGCGGUACCACGUCCUACCACCACCUUCGGACGCUCAAGCCGAUUGGCACCUUACGUUCGGUCAUCUCUUUGGCUACGGAGCGACGUACUAUUCCUACCUGUUCGAUCGGGCGAUAGCGGCCAAAGUGUUUGGGCAAAAGUUCGCGGAGGAUCCUUUGAAUCGGGAGAACGGGGAGGAGUUGAAGAAAAGUGUGUUGAGGUGGGGUGGGGGGAAAGAACCCUGGGAGAUGAUUGGGGAGUUGGUAGGGGAGGAGGAGGUGAUGAGGGGUGGAAAGAGAGGGAUGGUCGAGGUCGGGAGGUGGGGCAUCGAGGAGGCCAAACAAGGCAAGUAG